AUGAACCAAAGGUCUACCCAAACCAUGAGCUGUAACAGUGAGCCCAGAACCUAUCCAUGUACCAUUUGUGGUGACCAAAGUCAUAUUGGACCUCAGUGCCCCUUGUUUUACCCUAGUGAAACUACUCGUGACCAAGUUAGUGUCCUACAUGGUGGUAUGAAUUCUAAAUUUGAGGGUAGACCCAAGUUUGAUCCCUAUUCUAAUACAUAUAACCCUAGUUCGAGACAUAACCCUAAUUUUUCGUGGUCUAAAGGUGCCCAACAGGGUGGACCAUCUAGCAACCCACCACCAGGUUUUCAUAGGAACCAAAAUCAAUUCCAAGAAUCGAGCCCAGUUGAACAAAAGGUGUCAUCUCUAGAGGAAACUCUAAGACUCUUUAUUGAAGGACAUAGGUUCGAUGAAGUUCAACGUAACCAACAAAACAGUGACCGAGAUAUAUCCAACAUAGAGACUCAGAUAAUUCAACUGUCAAAUAGGUUAAAUGAUAGGGAAAACGGGAGAUUUCCUAGCCAAACGACUCCAAAUCCGAAAGGAGUUAACCAGGUUAAUGGGUCGGGUAGUUCUAACCACAAUGAACAUGUCAAAGCAGUUAUCACCCUUAGGAGUGGUAAAACUCUAGAGAACUCGGUAGAAUCACCUAAGGACAGUAGUCUAACUGAAAAAGAGACUGAGGUUGACCAAACUUCGUCUAAAGACCCUAAUGAUCCUGAGAGUGACAAGAGUCCAAGUGAGGAAUCUACCCCUGAGAGAGUGUACGUACCACCCGUACCAUUUCCUCAGAGACUUUCUAAGAAAAAGCCUAGUACGUAUGCUGAAAUCCUAGACAUCUUUAAGCAAGUUAAGGUCAACCUGCCCUUGUUAGAUGCAAUUAAACAUGUACCAUCUAUGGCUAAGUUCCUAAAAGAGAUGUGCACUGUCAAGAGAGACGCGAGUAAACAAACAAUAGACAAUUGUCUAUUAGAUCUUGGGGAUAGUAUGAAUCUUUUACCAUUCUCGGUAUAUGAAAAACUUGGACUAGGGGAGAUGAAACCAACUAGGAUAACACUACAGUUAGCCGAUAGGUCAGUCAAAAUCCCACGUGGAAUUAUUGAAGACGUUUUGGUUCAGGUAGAAAACUGUAUCUAUCCAAUUGACUUUGUGAUUUUAGACACUCAACCUGUCUCUAGUCAAGACAUCCAUAUCCCAAUCAUCCUAGGUCGUCCGUUUCUAUCCACUGCAAAUGCAGUCAUACAUCGUCAAACUGGCCUAGUAGAAUUUUCCUUUGAGAAUCAGAAAAUCUCGGUGAACGUUUUUAAGGAAUUGCAAGCCCCACCGGACCCUGAACACUAUGAGUCUAUAUGCAUGAUUGAUUCUCUAGUUGAGAAUACCUUUACCACAAAUAAUGUUAGUGAUCCUUUAGAGGCGUGCUUGGCCCACUUUGGAGCCUACUAUGAUGAUGAUAGUCAUUUUGAAAAAGUUAAUGCGUUGUUAGAUUCUGCCCCAGUAAUGGAUUAUGGAAAAUGGCAGCGUAAACCAGAACCUCUUCCGCCGACCAUAGAUAAACCCCUCCCAUCAUCAGUUAAGGCACCCACCCUUGAAUUAAAGCCGCUACCAGAUAUACUGAAAUAUGUAUUUCUUGGUAAUGAAAAUACUCUUCCUGUCAUAAUUGCCUCUGACUUAGAGCCCGAUCAGGAAAGUAGACUAGUUGUCCCAAAGAAGUCUGGGAUUACAGUAGUUGCGAAUGAGAAAAAUGAAUUGAUCCCUACCCUUGUUACUACCGGGUAG
Messenger RNA from Papaver somniferum (opium poppy), 1764 nucleotides. RefSeq lists its product as uncharacterized. Bases 1 to 1764 code for a protein of 587 amino acids. NCBI's taxonomy places the organism in Eukaryota, Viridiplantae, Streptophyta, Magnoliopsida, Ranunculales, Papaveraceae. The record is from RefSeq and is a predicted model, not a curated record. The transcript has 4 exons.